AUGCGACAUCGCGCGUCGCGCAUCAAGACGUUCCUGAAGGAAGUCGUCGAGGUCGGGGGGUACGGCGAACGCGUGGGCGUGACGUGGACGCCGGGACACCCGCCGUCGCUGCACAUGCAAGACGAACGCGGGAACAACGUGGAGACGGCGAAACUGACGAGCGAGUGGACGGUGGAGCGCGUGGAGACGUAUUUGAACGAGCGAGGCUUUUAUAGACCGGGGCAGGAGAGGGAAACCGCGCGCGUGGAGCUUUAA
This is a messenger RNA of Ostreococcus lucimarinus CCE9901, 255 nucleotides long. RefSeq lists its product with no specific name. The record is from RefSeq and is a predicted model, not a curated record. Bases 1 to 255 code for a protein of 84 amino acids. NCBI's taxonomy places the organism in Eukaryota, Viridiplantae, Chlorophyta, Mamiellophyceae, Mamiellales, Bathycoccaceae. The transcript is spliced from 2 exons.